Molecule: messenger RNA, 7146 nt
Organism: Neogale vison (American mink)
Lineage: Eukaryota; Metazoa; Chordata; Mammalia; Carnivora; Mustelidae
Gene: TMEM135
Product: transmembrane protein 135
Exons: 15
Coding region: 128-1504 (458 amino acids)
Source: RefSeq, a predicted model, not a curated record
UCCAUUCGCACCUUAAGCAGCGGGCCCCGCGCGCCGGCUGCGGUUGGGUGCUCGCUCUGCUCCCUCGGGGCCCGCUCCCUCGGAGCUUCCGCGCACCUCUCGCUGCCCCUGCGCGCGGCUCUCCGUCAUGGCGGCUCUCAGCAAGUCCAUCCCUCAUAACUGCUACGAGAUCGGCCACACUUGGCACCCUUCCUGCGGGGUCUCCUUCGUGCAGAUCACCAGGGGCGCCCUGGAGGAGUCCCUGAAGAUUUACGCUCCCCUGUACUUGAUUGCAGCAAUUCUCCGGAAACGAAAAUUAGACUAUUAUUUACACAAACUACUCCCUGAGAUCCUACAAUCUGCUUCAUUUCUGACUGCUAAUGGGGCCUUGUAUAUGGCUUUCUUUUGCAUUUUAAGGAAGAUACUUGGAAAAUUCUACUCUUGGAGUCCUGGCUUUGGUGCCGCUUUACCAGCAUCUUAUGUGGCCAUUCUGAUUGAAAGAAAAAGCAGGAGAGGGCUGCUCACAAUUUAUAUGGCCAAUUUGGCCACAGAAACACUAUUUAGAAUGGCAGUAGCAAGAGGAACCAUCACAACAUUAAGAAAUGGAGAAGUCCUUUUGUUCUGCAUCACAGCUGCCAUGUACAUGUUCUUUUUCAGGUGCAAAGAUGGGUUGAAAGGAUUUACAUUCUCCGCUCUUAGGUUUAUUGUAGGGAAGGAAGAAAUUCCCACACAUUCAUAUUCACCAGAAGCAGCAUAUGCAAAAGUGGAACAAAAGACAGAGAAACAUGAAGAAAAGCCAAGGAGAAUGAAUAUAAUUGCUCUAAUCAGGAAACUUGUGGAUUCAGUAUGUAGGCAUGGACCAAGGCAUAGAUGUUGCAAACACUAUGAAGAUAAUUGCAUCUCUUAUUGCAUUAAAGGUUUCAUCAGAAUGUUUAGCGUGGGCUACUUGAUCCAGUGCUGCCUCCGAAUUCCCUCUGCUUUCAGGCAUCUUUUUACACAGCCAUCCCGGCUAUUUUCUCUCUUCUACAAUAAAGAAAACUUCCAGCUCGGAGCUUUUCUAGGCUCUUUUGUUAGUAUAUACAAGGGUACUAGUUGCUUCCUGCGCUGGGUCAGAAACCUGGAUGAUGAACUGCAUGCUGUUGUAGCUGGAUUUUUGGCAGGAGUAUCAAUGAUGUUUUAUAAAAGUACGACAAUUUCCAUGUAUUUAGCUUCCAAAUUGGUGGAGACAAUGUAUUUCAAAGGCAUCGAAGCAGGAAAGGUUCCCUAUUUUCCCCAUGCAGAUACUAUCAUCUAUUCCAUCUCUACAGCAAUUUGCUUCCAGGCAGCUGUCAUGGAAGUUCAGACCUUGCGGCCGUCUUACUGGAAGUUCCUUUUAAGGCUCACCAAGGGCAAAUUUGCUGUCAUGAACCGAAAAGUCCUUGAUGUUUUUGGUACUGGUGCAUCUAAACACUUUCAGGAUUUUAUCCCUAGGUUGGAUCCGAGAUAUACGACUGUAACACCAGAGUUGCCCAUCGAGUUUUCUUGAAGAUGACUGUAAUUUAUUAAUGUGACCUAAUGUUUCAUUAUUUUCUUCUGAAGAGUCAAUUAUGUUGAAUCGCAAAGAAGGAGUCUUGAGCUUGAACUUCAGUGUUAUUUCAAUGAGAGAUGCUCUUUGUUUGUUUUUCUUACCAAUCAGAAGUACAGAAGCUUUUUAGGAAGGUGUUGCUUAAUAAUUAAGCACCCUUCCGUAGCCGGAAUCUGAUUCUGGGACACUGUAGUGGUUGACAUGAUGCUAUAUUAUUGAUUAAGUUAUGUUCAUAAGCAAUCUUAAAUAAUCUAUGUAGAAAUGUAGUAACAAGAAUAUACUUAAAAUUACUUUAAAAGAUGUUUUUAGUUCAUUCCAAUAUAAUUCUUGGUUAAAACUAAGAAUAUUUCUACAUUUUAGGAUACAAAGGAUCACGGGUACAUGGAUUUGGUCUGUAUUUUCUUUUUAGCUUUUGAAUUGGUAACUAUAGUAGUAAAAUGUAUGGAUAUGAAGUAACUCUUCACAGACAAUGCUGCUUUAGUAUAAAGCAAUUUAAUUGAAGAAGGUGGCCGUUCUUACUUCAGGGAUGCAAAGACGGGUCUUAUGCUGUUUGAAUAAAUGCGGUGGUAUCCCUGUCUUCUUCCGCUGAUGAUAGCUUCAUCUCUCUCCGGGAUGAGCUGGGCUGUCUGGCAGCCCAGUGAACCUAUGUACUAAUGGCAGGUUAGAAGUAAAUGGAAAUGGACAUACCUGAUGCCGUUGAAGUGUGUGUUUUAAUCUUUUGCAGAAGCAUUUCACUUGAAUAUUUAAAAGCUAAUGAGGUUGUUUCUAAACCUCUUGUGGGUUUAUGAUGUUUGUUUUCAUUUAUUAGGGCUGAAUUCUUCAUGGCUAAGGUUGUCUGCCAUUGUAGAUUUAGAAGGGAUCCAAAGUGGUUUUGGCAAGUUUGUCAUUUUGUUCCCUUUCGACUCUUCUACCUACACAAUGGAUAUUUUACAACUACAUACAAUAUAAAAAUCCGGUAGUUGUUAAAAAAGGCCAUUUCAUCACUAACGGGAUUCAGGUUCUUGAGCCUCUUUUCAAAAACUUAUUGUCACCAUUUUUAUUCCUGUUAGAAUAAAAGAAGUGACAAAAUGGAGUCACUGUUGAUUAUAAGUUCAGGACAGCUGUGAUUGAAAUAUGAUUACUCUUUAGAGUAUUUCAGGGAAAAGUUUUACUUUUCUAAGUUGAUGAAAGGCUUAAUUGGUUAUGAUGUCUAUAGUUAAUAUAACAAAUAGGGAUGAUGGUAUAUUUUUUUAAUAUCAUUUUGUUGCUAUAAAGUUUUAGGCCAUUGUAAAUUAAUUAUAUAGUAGAACUUGUGUCGCAACAAGGAUUAUAACCCAGACUUUAAAAGUGCUUGAUCCUCCAUAUUCAAUUUCAUCAAGCCUCACAUAUUUCUGUUUACAUGUAAUCCUAUCCUUGGUGGUUAAUGGUGAAUUGAAACCCAACGAAAAGACAGACUCUGGUACCAUGGUAACAGAGAGAGCCACUUUAAUUAGAUCAAAAUUCUGCAUUGUGAUUAACUUCUUGGAAUUGACUUCUCUAUUAGAUAAUACUGUUAAGGCAUCGUUUUGGUUUUAGACUUCAAAAUUCAUUAAUAAAUUAAGUUUUAAGUUUUUAUUCACUGGAAUCAAAAUGACAAUUGGUACUGUGUUUACUUUUAAAAAUGAAGUAUUAUAGCAGUGUAGAAAGCACUGCUUCCUGCCCCUCAUUUUCUUUAUUUAGAAAUUAUGUUUAUAAUUUUUUCCUGCCUGCUUUAAAGAAAAGCAUUUUAAUUUGUAAGUUACUGAUUUUAUUAAUAUUAAAAAGGCUAUGAUGUUAAAAGACAAAUCUACUGAAAUUCGAUGAGAUUGUUUAGUAAAAUUUUACUGUCAAAAGGCACAUUUCUAUGAUUUACUUUUUUCUCAAACUAGUCAUGUUUUAAUAUAAAAUGUAAAAUGAAAUAACCAUCAUGAAGCAUCAUGAAUACAGUAAUGAACGUAUAGCUUGGGCAGAUAGUUACCUAAUUUGCCGUGGUGAAAAGAGAAGUCUGAUUUGAUUUCACUGAGGCAGCCUGCAAAGUGUAGCUAUUUGAGAAAACAAGAGACUGUUCGUGUUCCUGAAGACAAUCAAAAUGGGUAUCUUUCUACCUCUAACCAAUCAGGUAUCGGCUGACAGCUUGGCACCAUAAAUAAAGCCAAAUAGAUGUCCUUUCCAAAAUGUGUUUUUUAGUCCAUUUAUACACUGAAGACAUCCUGCUAAUGGUAAAUUUCCAUCAGAACUGACUGCAGGAAACCUGGAUAUGCCCCCUUAGCUUUUCCCACAUCUUUUUGGAGUCUGGAAGACAGUGCGUUGGUCUGGGCAUCUUAUUAUGGUGGUUUCAUUGCUAUUUCCUGCGUGAAUAAAAUCCUAGAGGUAGUACUAACCCAGUUAAGAUUGAGCUUGCAAGAUAACAGAUUGUCUCCAAUCUAUUAGAUUCUUGCCAGUUUCUCAUCAGAUAGUUUGAGUCCAUUUUAGUACUCAUGUCCGAAAUAAAACCAUGUUUUGUUGUUUCACAAAUCCUAUGGUCACUUCUGUAACUUUUGCCUUGAUCUCUGGACAUGGUUAUCACUUGGUUGAUUUCUAGUUUAUUUUUGGCCUUCAUUUGUUGCUUAGUCCGUGGUUAUUUAAUUUAGAGUUCUAUCUUUUUACUCUUUGCUCUCAGAUUUUAUAAUUUAUUAUUUUUUUCUAUGACGAACAUGUCUUGUAUGAUGAAACCCGAACUGGCCAGUUGUCACAGCAUUUUCCUGUCAAGCUUGUGUAUUUCCUUGUGGAUUGCGUCUAGGCUAACACUUGAUUUUGUCGUUAAGAGCUACAAAAUUGUAUUCUGGUUGUAUUUUAUCACAGCCCUGAGUUUCUAGUCCCCUGUCAAUGUAUAGUUAGUGAAAAUCAAUUUCCUUUACUCACAAGAAGCUUCGUCCAUUGGCUUCUGUCACCUGCUCGGAGCAGUCUCUCUGCAGGGCCAGAGAGCACAUGCUCACUAUGAGCCCUGGCCUGGCCUUCAGCACCUUUGAAUCAGAGAGGCCACCACACCCACGGAGUCCUUGAAUUCUCUCUGUGGUUUAUUUUUAUCCUAAAGACAAAGCAGUUUGUCCGAACAACAAGAUCAUUCUCAUGUGGAUGAAUUCUUUGUUCCGCAGAGACAAAAGUAUUCAUUUCUGAACUGCGCAGAUACCUGAAAAACUUCAUCUCUCCCCACAAUUAACCUGUGGCUGCUUUUCCACCUGCUGUUCAUUUUCAGGUAGAGAACCUAGGGUAACUGGAAGAUGAGUGAUCAAGAAAAAUGUUGUCAGAAAAAGAGUGAAGAAUGAAUGUUUCCUGCAGGGCUAGGUUGAGACUGUGAUUAAAUAAGAUUAGUUGAAUUAUGGACACCAGGAGACUGUUCUGACCAUUCCCUCAAGCCUGCGCCUUCCUUUUUGUAGCUCCUUUUGUGGCUGUGUGUUCACUCGCUCUGCAGUGCCUUCUUGUGCGCUUAGCAAGGAAAAGAGUGUCCAGCACUGAGCUGACCCCGAGAUCAAGGGUAUGGACAUGGAUCCCGGGGGUGUGGUGCUUCCCUCGAGCUUCUGAUAUGGGGACCCCAGGACUGAGGCUGUGUUUCUGAUUCAGCUGUAGCCCAGGGGACUUCACUGUUGCUCUGCAGUUAUGAAAAGGGUGACUACAAAGAAAGGAGACUGACAAAGGUGUGUGUCUUCUGGAAGCAGAGAAGGGGCAGGAAGUUGGCCGUGAUGUAGCAUGUAUCCUAGGAGUGCGGCAGGGCACUGAGCACCUGUAUGGCUUUAAGCUUCCCACCGCGGUGAAUUGGAAGAAAGAUUUCAUAUCUGGUACCACUUUCUUGCUCUUUGACGUGGCCUCUCUCUCCUUCUUCCCUUCUCUGUCCCAGCUCUUCUCUUUUUCCUCCUUCCCAGCCUUAGAAUCUUUAUGUCUAACCUUGUGUUGCCCUUCCUCACUGCUCAUCACUCUGCCCCUUGCCUUUUUUCUGCUGCCUGGUGUUCCAUGCUGCUAACUAUGCUCCUUGAAGGUGAACAUGCCAUUGCUCCCUUGGGUGGCGUCUGGUAAGGUGGGGGCAUCUUGUGGGAUCAUGAAAAUUGAAUAACCAUUUUCAGGGACAAUGCUAUAGCUCCACAUUUCCUAGGCUGAAGGCACAGAAGAUAAUUGCACACAUGUGGAAAGAGACGUUCCUCUGAAUGUGGAGCCUUUAAAUUCAAGAUAGCCUCUUCUCAACAACCCUGUGAAGUCAUCAGACUUGCUACGUGGAAGGGGCGAGAACUCAUUUCCUAUUUCCUAAUACCUUCUCCAUUUUCUUUCCCCAUCUUCCUCCACCAGGUACGUCCUAAGUGAAAUAAUGUAUUGGGCUUUAUGCAUUGUCCUUUCGGACCUGAAAAUCCCAGUAAUACACACACGCGCGCGCGCGCACACACACACACACAUACACACACCCAUCUGGUCCACAGCCCAGGCAUCAGGUCAGGAGCAUUUGUGCUUUUUCUCUAGUUCACAAGCCACCACAACUUGCUUGUUUAUUCAGUUUAGUGCUUGCCUUCCCUUGCCCAACCUAAAGCAUAACUUUCUAACCUUGUAAGAAAACCCCAGGCUGUGGGUGAUCCUUGGCACACACCGUACAAGCCUCAGCAGCUCUGAGGGCUGGGGAGGUCCGGCCCUCUGCAGGUGGACCUGUGUCACACAGCCUGUAUUAGCAGAGAUCACCCAGGAGUAUUACUUUCCUCUGUCCCUUAAUUUGGACCAGGCAAUUUUGGAGGUCUCCUUCCUCAAUGUCUAAGAGACUCAGUGUCUCAGGUAUCAUUCAACCCCUUAAAUGAAUUUUCAGAUUAAUUUGGUCACACAGGAGGAUGCUGUGGCUAUUGGGAUGGAUUGGGGCCAAAGGUCCACCAGAGUUCAAAGCAUGAGGUUGUUCCUUGGUCGUUAGGAGGGUGAGGUGCUGAAAGGGAUGGGUGAGAGGAGACUGAACACACACUUCCGCCCCCUCCUUCCUCCUAUUUCUUACUUUCCCAGGCCUGUGCCACAUUUAUGCCCCUUAUUUCUUCAGUUUGAGUUCUUCAGAGGAAAAAAAAAAAGUUCUCACUUUCCUGUUUCUUUCAGAGGAAACUGAAGGUGAGACACAAGCAUCAGUCUGACUCUUGGUCGGGGAAGAGCCUCAAGGAAUGCUGUGGAAUGUGCUAGAAAGAGAGGUAGCUUAGCUUCUCUUUCUCUCCUCUCCCCUCAGAAGUGAGCCAGAGGGAUUCAUUCAAAGUGGGGCUAUCGGGAGUUAAAUGCCAGUGAUGCGGGAGACAGGGGUGCACUACCAAAUGUGGCGUAGAGAAGAGACACAGUCUGUGAAAGAGGAGGGAUGGGGAUCUUUCUCAGAGUUAUCAGAGUGUGGGGCAUGUCUGCAAGCAUUAUAGAUAUAAGCCUGACCGGAGGCCAGUGGCCAGACUAGGUAUUAACUGACAAAGUGCUUGGCUUCGUCGGGGUAUUCUGUGUUGAUGGCAUGAAUGAUUGGACGGCCUUGUCAUGCUUAAGAAUGCCAGCAGGUGUUUGCUCAUUGAGUUGAAAGUGUGUUCAAUGUAUUUAAAAGAGGUUUUAUAGAAAUAAAGUUUUAAAUUCCUCCUUUUGAA